Messenger RNA from Baudoinia panamericana UAMH 10762, 478 nucleotides. RefSeq lists its product as uncharacterized. The transcript has a single exon. Lineage: Eukaryota; Fungi; Ascomycota; Dothideomycetes; Mycosphaerellales; Teratosphaeriaceae. The coding region runs from base 40 to 294 and encodes 84 amino acids. The record is from RefSeq and is a predicted model, not a curated record.
CGCCUUUGAGCGACCGAGCCUCCAAACCUGGGCAGAAACAUGCUCUCGCAGCAAGCUGUCUCUGUCUAUACUACUGUAGCCAGUGUGUUACGGGAGCACGUGGGAGGCGGCAAUUGCAGAGUGGGCUGCCGACCCCUUCUCGUCACUCUAGUAGUAAUGCUCGAGGAUAUUGCCCAGGUAGGCUACUUGGUGACUACCAUAUCUGCCCUCGUGGCCGAGAGCAUCCCUUCCGACUUGCCACUUCAAGUUCGUGGAUGGCAGCCUGCGGACGUAAUCUCAACCAUCACCGCGUAGCUAAACGUGGCCGUAAGGCAAGGGUAGUCUGCUGGAAACAGAAAGCGAGCGCUGAUACUAAACUACCGUGACUUCCAGCGAAUUUACAUGUAUAUAGCAAAAGCGAGCGAUUGAGUGCAGCUCAGUGCAACAGGGUACGGUCUAUAGAAAGGGUACGAAGCAGACUCAAUAGCAAUGACAGAAC